Populus trichocarpa (black cottonwood) is the source of this 1686-nucleotide messenger RNA. RefSeq names its product F-box/FBD/LRR-repeat protein At1g13570. NCBI's taxonomy places the organism in Eukaryota, Viridiplantae, Streptophyta, Magnoliopsida, Malpighiales, Salicaceae. The transcript has 4 exons. The coding region runs from base 187 to 1512 and encodes 441 amino acids. Gene Ontology annotation, molecular function: protein binding. The record is from RefSeq and is a predicted model, not a curated record.
GCAUAGUAAAACCUGAGCUCUUGUUAUAAUUUUGGAUCGAUGUCAUAUUUUUAGACGGAAAACCCCUUUCUUAAACACGGGUCCACACUCUGGCAUACAGACAGAAACAAGGACGCUAUUGCACUCCUGUGGACACCAUCUCCGGUCACCAUCUUCUUACAAGGGUUAUCAUGCUCAUUAUUAGAUAUGUUAAAUUUAGCUGAAGAACUUACAAAAAAGAUAAUGAAGAAACAUGAGAAUCUUGCUGAGACGGAAAAGCAACUAGAGAUUGAUAGGAUCAGCAAUCUGCCGUGGGAUGUAUUGGAUACUAUCCUUGUGUGCUUGCCUCUUAGAGAUGCUGCAAGGACUAGUAUCCUAUCCAGUAAGUGGAGAUAUAAGUGGACUAAUCUUUCACAGUUCAUUUUGGAUGAUAAAUGCAUCCACUAUUCUAUAUCAGACAAAACAUCCAGAUGGAUAGAGAUUAGGAAAAUCAUCGAUCAUGUUCAAUCCAAUCACAAUGGACCAAUAGAGAAGUUCAAGCUUGCGGCUUAUUGCUGUCCAAACUAUUCCGAUUUAGACCAAUGGAUAAGGUUUUUAACAGAGAAAGGUAUCAAGGAGUUAAUUAUCCAGGAGUUCAGUGUCAUUAAGCAUUUUAAGCUGCCUGAUUCUGUUUUCUGCGGUCCAAAACUCAGUCACUUGGAGCUAUAUGGUUGCAUAUUAAGGCUUCCUUCAUCAUUCAAAGGAUUUGAUUGCCUUAAAAUCCUUCAGCUCAAUCAUGUUUUCAUAAAAAGCGAUACACUGGAACAUUUAAUCCGUAACUGCCCUGUUCUUGAGAAGCUAACACUGUUGAACCUUCAUCAUCUGGCUUGCGUAAGGAUAUAUAACCCAAACCUGAAAUAUGUGAAAAUAGAUUCUGCAUUUGAAGAUAUCUGUCUGGGACAUAGCUUGCUUCUAGCCAGUGUUGAUAUUCGUAUGUUACCUAUGAAUGGGGGGAUCACACACCAACCUCCCGAACAAGGGAAAGUUUGCACUUUAAUCAGAGUUUUUGGUUAUCUGCAUGGUAUAAACAGGCUAAGCUUAUCCAAUCAAUUUCUUGAGUUUCUUGCCAAUAAAGAUGUGCCAGAAAGACUCCCUACUCCAUUCAACAGCCUCUUGGCCCUUGAACUAAAAGAAAUAAGAUUUGCUAGUUUAAAAGGCAUAGCGGCUUCCAUUUCUAUACUCAGAAGCUCCCCAAAUUUGGAAGAUCUUCUUGUUACUGUUUACCCAUGUGAUGAUAUUUCCAAUCCUGUCAUGGAUUUGGUGACAGCACAGCUCCAGAGUGACUUUUAUUUUAACCAACUCAAAGUGGUGAAGAUCCGAGGCAUUAAUGGCACAAGAAUCGAGUGGGAAUUUCUCAGACUCAUACUUGCUCAUUCACCGGUGCUCGAGUCAAUGACUAUUGUAAAAUCCAAAGGUGAGAGAAUUUCUGAAUCAUUCUUGCAGGAAGUUGAGCGAGCUUCAAAACAUGUCAAGUUUAUUAGUUUAGCUCCAUAAGUUUUUUUUCUCAUGAUGGCAUUGCCAAGUUUGCUGUUGAUGUUGUGUUCUUCACAUUUUCCAUUGUAAAUUUUAAUGUAAAGGUUAUUAAACUAGUUAAACUUAUCCACGGUUCUGAACUUGGUUGUAGUCAUCUUUCCUUUGAAUACAAAAUUUACAACUUGGUUCAAGGUA